UCUCUCUCUCUCUAACGUUUGACUGAUUUGAACCCUUUUUUGUUAGGGUUUUGAUUUCGAUUCUGGAAUUGUGUUAGUAGAUGUGUGAUUUUGCAAACCCUAACAGCUUAUGCAUCCUUUUUGUUUCUUAUUUGAGCUUUUUGUGCUAUUUAUCAGUUAUUGUUUGAUUUCUCAUUCCUUGUGAAACCAGCUGCUUUUCGCUGCGUGAAAGAAAGGCAACAUAAUCGUUUUUUUUUUUUCAAGUGCUGUAUUUUGAUUGUAAAGGCAAUAGGAUUGGUUUUCCUCAUUAUCUUUAUAUGAAUGAAACUUGACGGAUUUAAUAUAAUAUGAUGAUUAGAUAAUCCCAAAAAAAAAAAUUGGUUAGGGCUUGUUUUGCCCAUUCGAAACCGGCAAAAAAUUAGGGCUUUUUUUUUGGGAUUCGAAAUUAGCAAACUAUUUUGAUUAGUAUGGCAUCUGUCCUAAAAAACUCGAAGAUGGUGGCUUUGGGUACUAAAAAGGAGUGAUUUUUCUUAGUCUGAACAAUAUGAUCCACUUGACCCUUUGUUUUCAUGAAGGGACCGGACACCAGGUUAUGGCUGAGAGAUUCUUGACUGAUAAACGGGCUUCAUAUGGGAGGAGAAUCAUAAGACAAGCAACCCAUUUAAUGGAAGGAAGUAGUUCGGGUAACAAUAGAAGUGGUGAUCCCAAUUUUGGGAUCUUUUGUUAUUGCGGAGAACCAACAACAUUGAGGAAAUCUGGAACACAAAAGAACCCAGGUCGAAGGUUCUUCGGAUGUGCAAAUUAUAAGGUCGAAGGUUCUUCAGAUUGUGGUUUUUUUUGCUAGUAUGAGCCUUGUAUUUUGCAAGGAAGGGCUGAUUUGGGGCCAAUGAUGGUUCAGAAAAAAAAAAGGCUGUGAGGACUGUUGAACAAUGUGAGAGUUCAGCAUCCAUGAGCAUUAGUGAAGAAAUGCAGAGGACAACAAUC
Molecule: messenger RNA, 963 nt
Organism: Rhododendron vialii
Lineage: Eukaryota; Viridiplantae; Streptophyta; Magnoliopsida; Ericales; Ericaceae
Product: phosphatidylserine decarboxylase proenzyme 2-like
Exons: 3
Coding region: 524-823 (99 amino acids)
Molecular function (GO): zinc ion binding
Source: RefSeq, a predicted model, not a curated record